GCCGCACCAGUGCUUUGCUAGCCACCGACGAGGAAGCAUCGGGUGUUGUGGAACGCCUUCUUCCACAGCAUAUCGAGGGAGCGCGAGCGGAGACAGGCUACUGGAGUACCCCUGCGUGCUAGGCAGCUGGACGCACUGCGCACCUCACCUUCAGUCGCUUUGCGAUAGCGCAGCCUGCAGCUCGGCGGCAGUCAAGUUUCCAGUUUUCUCCGCUGUUGGCGCUGCUGCGGCACAGGCGCCGCUUUGACAAAAGCCUUCAGUUGAGUCAGGGACGCGAGCGCGUACGCAGCUACUAGAAGGAGCUGGCGGAUCGUUUGCUGCUUCGACAUCAACCGAAGUGACGACUGCUGUUGAGGAGCUCGCUGCCGGCAUGACGGACGCGAUCGAGACUAUGAUGCUACGUAGCUGUGCACAGCGGGAAGCCUGCUCUUGCUGAAGACGCGAUAUUUUAACCUCUUCGUACCUAUUUCAGCCAGACAGGAAGAUGGGAGAGAAACGAGGCAUGAAGGCGCUGGAGAUGUGGUGCAAGCGCGUGACGGCGGGCUACCCAGGCGUCAGAAUUGACAACAUGACCACGUCCUGGCGGGACGGGCUCGCCUUCUGCGCGCUCAUACACCACUUCCGGCCGGACCUCAUUGAUUUUAACAGCCUCAAUAAAGAUGACAUAUACCAUAACAAUGAGCUGGCAUUCCGCACAGCUGAACUUCAUCUUGGUAUUCCAGCUCUACUUGAUGCUGAAGACAUGGUGGAAUAUGAAGUACCUGACAGAUUGUCAAUUUUGACUUAUUUGUCUCAGUUCUACCAGGCAUUCGCAGGGAGCCAGCAAAAUUCUCCUUUGGGGCGGUCUGUUAACAAAAGGCCAUUAAGUACACCAGAAAAAGUGGUGGUUGCUGAAAGUCCACCUUCAAAGGUCGCAGUAAGAGCAGCAUCAUGGCGAGGCCGUGAACCAUGUGUUGGCUGUGGCAUGCCUGUAUUCUUGGCAGAGCGACUCAUUGUGGACAAACGUCUGUUCCAUCGCUCCUGUUUUCGCUGUGCCCGCUGUCAUAACCAGAUGAGUGUUGCCAACUGCUAUGAAACGGAAGGUGGCAGCUACUGCUGUGAGACGUGCCCUGAUGAAGUGCUUGCUGUGGAUGGUGUUCGCAUUCCUGACACACCACCUACAGAGAGCAGUGAUGAAUCAGUAAUGGCAGAAGAGGAAGCAAAUGAUACUCCAUCCAAAUCUUCAGUACACCUUCCUCCAACACAUGUAAAGGACACCGGAGCAAGAGCCAAUUUCUUAAGUAGGCUUGUGGAUGCAGACGUAAGUUCAUCUGCAGAGAAAAACCAAGCAAGUAAUUCUUCUGUUUCUGAGUCAUCACUGAGUCCUGCAGUUGAUGAGUUACAAACUAGGACAUCUGAUACGAAAUCAGGAACUGCCAAUUUUACUGUGGACUCUGUAAGUAAAGUUGGUGAUAGUGGUGAAACUGAAACAAAAAUUACAGAAGGUUCAUCUGAAAGGACUGCUGGAUCAGAUCUGAAAUACAGUGAAAGUGAUAUCACUAAAAAUAAUAGUACUGUUAAAAGUGAAGUUAGCCAACCUCUUACUGCUGUUGAACUGCAUAAAGACUUGCCUCAGGAAAACAGAAAAGCAGAUUCAAAAAAUACCAAAGAAAGUGACAUCCUGUCACCUAGUUCAUUAGUGAAAAUGCGUCUUAAAAUGUUUGAAAAUGGUGAGUCUUCAAAAGCAUCAAAAACAGAUGUAAAUAAAAAGUAUGCUAAUUACCGAAAAAAUUCUGAGGAAGAAAAGGAAAGUAAAACCGAGGAAAAUUUAAGGACAUUGAAUUGUGAAGUUUCUCCUGCACUGUCUAGUAAUAAUUUGCCCUUAAAUGAUGAGAGUGUAGAUAAAAAACUUGAUAAACUUAAAACUAUUGAGUGUGAAAAUAACUCCAAACAGGUACCUGUUCAUACCUCAGUGAAACCCACACUGCCAGUAGAAGGAAAAAGUGAACAUUCUGAAGUGCCUUUAGAAAUGUAUUCACCUCUCCCCAAUCUGAAGGACACUAGUGACACCUCGGACAUAAGUGUUUUGAGUUCUCAGCCAGAGGAUAGUAAUUUUGACAAUAAACCAUCCUCCAUAAGUGACAGCAGAAAUAUUGUAACUAGUCCAGAAACUGCUGUCACUGUAGCAGACCUCCCAGCACAGACUGAAAUAAGUAACUUAUCAGAUUAUCCCGAAGAACUAAAUCCUUUUGGAGACAGUGAUGAUGACAGUGAAAGUAAAUCUCAAAUAAAAACAUCCACCCCAGUUAAUAAACAAAAAUAUAUAAAUCCUUUUGAAUCCAGUGACGAUGACAAUGAGCUCAGUGAAAAUAUUGUAGGGGGAAAUAAAAAGAACCCCCCCAGGGUAGAUACAAAGCUGGAUUCACCUAAGGACAAAAGGAGAUUAAUAAAAGCCCCAGAUUUUAGUCUCAAUCCUUUCUCAGAUGAUGAUGGUGAAGUAACCAGUGAAGAAGAAAUUCCACCCUCUGUACGGGAACAGGCUGCAAAAACCCCUGUGCCACUGCCUAGGAAUCUGAAGACGCUAUCUACACCUGAACCACUGCCACGCAAAACCGCAGGGCGGAAGGAUACUAUAAGUGGCAACAGUGAUCGGUAUGAUUCGAACACUUCACUGUCCAGUGUGGGGGGUUCAGGUACACCAGUGGGUAGUGUUCCACGAAGAAAGAAGAAACCUGCCCCACAACCACCUUCUGCCCAAGAGCUGUUCCCUCCAGUUUCAGCUGGUUCAUCUCGUGCAUCUUCACCAACACUCAGUGUGACACUCUCACCACGAAGUGCACGUAAGCAACGUAAGUCGAGACCAGCUCCUCCACCACCACUGCCAUCAUCAUUGCCACCAAAUGCGACACCAGGUGCUGAAUGGGAAAAGACUGAGAAAGAAGCAGCUAAUCGAAACCGGCAGAGUCAAACCAGUGUAACACUAGAUUCAACAUCUCUUACUGACCAGUCACCAUCAGCACCAAACAAAAGUACUUUUGGGCAGUGGAAGAGAAAGAAAGGUCCUGCACCUCCAAGACCUGUGCCACAGAGGAGACAGAUAAAAUCCAUGCCUAUGCUGGAAGUCAAGCGUGAACUGGAGGACAUUGAAGUGAAACAACAAGAGCUUGAAAGACAAGGAGUGAAACUGGAAAAAACCAUCAGAGACAAGUUUGAAAUGACAGCAACUGAAGAAGAGGCCAGCAUGACACCUGAUGUUGAAGACUUAGUCCUGCAGUUAUUUGAGUUAGUAAAUGAGAAAAAUGAACUGUUCAGAAGGCAGGCAGAAUUGAUGUACCUACGGAGACAACAACGUUUGGAAGAGGAACAUGCAGAUCUGGAAUAUCAGAUACGCUGCUUGUUAGAGAGGCCGGAACAUACAAAGACAGACUCAGACAAAGCACGUGAGGAAGAGCUGAUUCAACGCCUUGUGGAAGUAGUAGAAAGACGAAAUGAAAUUGUAGAAUGUCUUGAAAUGGAUCGUAUACGUGAAGCAGAAGAGGACCAGAGUAUUCACACACAGCUCGGCAUCUUUGCAGCCAAGAACAAGGCUGCAAAUGAGAAAAAAGUCAUCAGUAAUGUAAAGGCAGAAACAAAAGUAAUAAAAAAGGACAAGAAACUUAAAAAACUUAAAGAAAAGGCUCUUCAUAAAAAAGCCACAAAAGCUCCUAUUGAUGCUGAUAAGGAUAUUGAUGAGGCAGAAGUGCUGGCUGAAAACACUAAGGAGAAAAAGACAAAGAAGAAAUGGUUUAUUUAAUAAAUUACUAUGUUUAAAAAGAAAGAUUCCAAUUUUUUCUUCAGUUUGGUGCUUUUACUGGAGGGGUGUAUAUUUAUUUUUCAGGUGUCACAUUAGAUUAUAUAAUUACAUUAUUUUCAAUAAAAGUGUACUAUAGUAUUAUUA
Molecule: messenger RNA, 3916 nt
Organism: Schistocerca nitens (vagrant locust)
Lineage: Eukaryota; Metazoa; Arthropoda; Insecta; Orthoptera; Acrididae
Gene: MICAL-like
Product: MICAL-like protein 1
Exons: 12
Coding region: 485-3772 (1095 amino acids)
Molecular function (GO): protein binding
Source: RefSeq, a predicted model, not a curated record